AUGGAUUAUCAGCAGAAGCAAUCUCCGGCGUUCAGCAAGUCUUCCGAUUCAAAGGUUAGCAGAAAGUAUAUUCACGAUGAUGUUGCCUUCUACGUUCUUUCGAAACUUCCCAUAAAAUCAUUGAAACGCUUUGGAUGCGUACGCAAAUCAUGGUCCAGUUUAUUUGAUGACUCUCAUUUCUUGACAGUGUUUCGAAACCAUUUCAUAUCUCGUCACAAUUCUGAUGAUGAUCAUCAUACAUUUCUCCUCAUAUAUCAACGUGACCAUGUUGAUCGUGAAUACGCUGAAUUUCAUUUGCUCGAUAGUAGAAUCAAAUUAAAUUUGCCACCUCCGUUUUCAGACGAUGACAGUUUUCUUAGUAUUUUGGGAAAAACAAGUGUUAACGGUAUUUUUUGUAUUGGACAACGGGGAAAUACAAAUAAGGUCAGAUAUGUAUUGUGGAACCCAGCUACCGAGGAAUUCGUCAACAUUCCUCCUAGCCCCGAUGAGGUUAUGUCAAAACACCCUCUCCUUGGUGUGUUUCAUAAAUUUCACGGGUUUGGUUAUGACCAACUAAGAGAUGACUUUAAGGUGAUUCAGUAUGUAUCAUUUGAUAGCUCAAGUUGUGAUGGCUAUGACAUUGAUUCUCCUCCACCUCAAGGUAAUGUAUUUUCUGGUGAAGAACUGUACAUGAAUGGUGCUUGUCAUUGGUUGGUUCAAGGUAAAAUACAUGAUACAAUAGCUCUCAUGUCAUUUGACCUCACUCAUGAGGUGUUCUUUACAACACCCAUCGAUGAAAGAUCUGAGUUGGAUUACGGACAUUUGGCGGUGUUAAAUGGAUCAAUUGCUUUGAUCAUAAAUCAUGACAACAAUAAUACUUUCCACAUAUCUAUUCUGGGUGAACUCGGCGUGAAGGAAUCAUGGAUCAAACUAUUUAUUUAUGGCCCUAUGCCUUCCAUUGACUGGCCCCUAAUUGGAUUUGGGAACAAGGGAUACAUUUUCUUUAGAAAAAUAGAUGAUGAACUAGUACGGGUUGAUUUGAGCACCCAAAUAAUUGAGGAGCUUGGUUUUAAAGGAGAGGAUUAUUGUUGUUGUAAGAUCGGGAUUUACAAGGAAAGCCUUCUCUCGAUUCGAGGAUCAAAUAACUAGUUUUUCACCUGGAGGUAUACUGGCUAUGGUUAUUAGGAUUUUUACCUUGUAUGUAAAGGAUUUGUACACCAUGUACUUGAUAAUUUAACAAGACAUUUGGUGAUAUGGAUCUUGUUUCUUGUCUAUUUCAUUUGUAAGGAUGAUAUGUUUUUUUUAA
This is a messenger RNA of Vicia villosa (hairy vetch), 1285 nucleotides long. Its product is annotated as putative F-box protein At1g32420. The transcript has 2 exons. Lineage: Eukaryota; Viridiplantae; Streptophyta; Magnoliopsida; Fabales; Fabaceae. The record is from RefSeq and is a predicted model, not a curated record. The coding region runs from base 1 to 1128 and encodes 375 amino acids. Gene Ontology annotation, molecular function: protein binding.